CGGAAUAGUGCCUCAUAGACUCCCAAUAGUGGACAUUGUUAAAGACAUGGAGAGUUGCAUAUCAAAUGCCCCUAUAACAGAGGAAGAAAAAAACUUAUGCAGAGUUGAAUGUACCGGUGUUGUGAAUAAUUGUUUGAGAAGACACGAUGAACUAGAUAAAUUUAGAUUUCCAUACAAAAAAUACCUCAAAUGUACUGAUGAAUUUGUGAAAGACAAUCCAGAGAUCAUAAUUACACAAUCUGACAAAGGCAACUGCACUGUAGUUAUGUACAAGGAGGAAUACAUUGAAGGUGUCACAAAACUUCUUGAAAAUAGGGAAACAUAUAGACCUUUGAACACAGACCCCACAAAGAAGAUACAGGACAAAGUUAACAACAAGUUAAAACAAAUGAAGGCAGCUGGAUUAAUCAAUGAGACCGAAUAUAGAAAGUUGAUCAGACAUAACAGUGUUAUACCUAAAUUAUACUGCCUAAGAAAAAUUCACAAAGAGACAUUGAGUUUAAGACCAAUAGUAAGCAACAUUAAUGCACCCACCUACAACCUGGGAAAACUUAUGCAUGACAUCCUAUCCAAGGUUUUAUCAACAUCACCAUACAAUGUUAAAAAUUCCAUUCAAGUCAAAGAGAUCAUCAGGAAUAUUGUGGUACCAAAAGGUUAUAUACUUAUAUCACUUGAUGUAGUUUCCCUAUUCACAAACAUUUCCAAAGAGCUAGUAAUCAAAGUUACACAUAAGAGAUGGCACUACAUCAAGAAUUUUACUAAUCUAGACAAAUCUACUUUCAUAUCACUGAUAGAGUUAUGUUUUGAAGGUGGAUACUUCAGCUUCAACAAUAAAUUUUACCAACAACUAGUGGGCACUGCAAUGGGAGCCCCUGCAAGUACCAGCUUUGCAAAUUUAGUGAUGAAUGACUUGUUCGACUUCGUGUACGAGAAAUUAGGUUUCCACAUCCUUAUGAUGUUGCUAUAUGUAGAUGACACUUUAAUGUUGAUUCCUGCAGUAAUGAGACAAACUAUUAUUGAUCUGUUCAACUCAUACCAUCCCAAUAUAAAGUUCACUGUAGAGGAUGAAAAUGAAAACAAAAUUACAUUCUUGGAUCUUUCAAUAACAAGAGAGGACGACAAUUUAACAACUAGUUGGUACACAAAAGCUAUAAGUUCCAAUAGAAUAAUCAACUACUACAGCAAUAAUAGUAACACCCAAAAAGUAAACACGGCAAUUAGUCUGAUGUAUAGAGCAUUAUCUUUAAGUGACAGCAAAUUCAGAGAUGAGAGUACACAGAGAGUUUGUGACAUUUUGAGAGAAAACAACUACCCCAAAUAUGUCAUUCGACGAGUUGUGAAUAAGACCAAGGAAAAAUUGGACAACACCCAACAAAGGAACAAAGAACCAACACAAUAUUACAGAUUCCCUUUCAUACCCGGCCUCUCACAGAAGAUUUCAAGAAUUUUCAAGAGGAUUGGUUGCACUGGUGCAUUUUACAACAAGAUCACAACGGGAAAAUACUUCACGAAAUUAAAAGAUUGUGUACCGACAAUGUCACAAUCGUCAGUGGUAUAUAAGAUUCCAUGCUCUAAUUGCGAGAAGACCUACAUCGGACAGACGAAACAACUAUUGAAGGACAGAAUUAGACCACACAGAGCAGACUCCAACAACAUCACACAUAGGGAUAAAACUGCUCUCACUUCACAUACACACAGGGAAGGACACAAGUUUCAUUUCGAGGGAACAACAGUACUCGACCAUGAAAACAACAGUUACCGUAGAAACAUAAGCGAAAUGAUUCACAUAACACUAAACAAAACGGUGAAUUAUAGGGAAGACGUCAGUGGACUCAGUACAAUUUAUAACAGUUUAUUGAUACCUUUGAGAAAAUGAUCAAGAUUCUUCUUUUCCUACCAACUUCAAUGGUCCUAUUUCAAAAAUUAUGCUCUAUGAUUCUAAUAUCUAACCUAGAUUAUUCUGUUUUCCUACAAAUUAUUGACUUGUUUCAAAGAAAAUUUUUAGAAAAUUUCACUGGAGUUCAAAGCCGCGAUUAAUGAAACCUUAUGUGCAGUUUUUAUUAUUUUUGACUCAACUUCUUUGAGAUCAUUUAUCCUUGAAAAAGGUCCGAUUGGCGACCGAAACGUCGGUGUAAUGAUUGAAUAGGGAGUGAUGAAAUAGAUGAUCCAAAUACCU
Molecule: messenger RNA, 2176 nt
Organism: Coccinella septempunctata (seven-spotted ladybird)
Lineage: Eukaryota; Metazoa; Arthropoda; Insecta; Coleoptera; Coccinellidae
Exons: 2
Coding region: 47-1876 (609 amino acids)
Source: RefSeq, a predicted model, not a curated record